AUGGCGCUCAAAGACUUGCUGAAAAAGAAGGACAAGAUCAGGGACGAGGGCGCUACUCCCAUGUCGCCUACUGGCCCUACCCUGUCUCCUGAUGUCCCAGAGUUCCAAUUCUUCCGCACCACGACUUCGACGCAAGAAACCAUCGAGCCGCCUAGCUUCCCCGGCGAUCCCACGCGCGAUUCUCCCCUAUUGUCGCCCACUUCGAGAGGCAAGUUUGGCAGGUUCAGAAGUCGUAGCAACGCUUCGUCUCAGGGAUCGGCGACUGGGCAGCAUGAUAACAAAUUGGCGGAGCGGUUACACUUUGGGCGGAGCAGGUCGAGUAGCUCGAUAAACGUGCCGGAAAAUCUACCAGAAGUAGGAGGCGACGGUGUCGCACGAACGGAAGAAGAAGAGGCCAAGUGGGAGACGAGGGCCACGGUGCUGGUCACCGAGGGUUUGCAGCACGGAUCUAGUCAGCCCAAUACACCAAGCUACGAGCCUACAAGUCCAAUGUCACACGGACGACCGACGAGCGCUAGGAGUCGCAGUGGAACUGUCGGUGCACCUGCGGACGAGGAGAACAUCCAGGAGGCUAUCCGCCUGCACGAGAAAGGAAAUCUUGAGGCUUCCACCGCGCUUUUUGGCAGACUGGCAGAGCCAACCGGCGCAAACAAUGCUCUAGCCCAAGUUCUAUAUGGUCUCGCGUUACGCCAUGGCUGGGGGUGUGUGCCUCACCAGGAGCAAGCUGUCCAAUACCUAUCCAUGGCAGCGGCGAACAGUGCUGAGGUCGAGAAGUUGGCCCUUGGGGCCGGCAUGAAGAAAGGCGGCGCAGCCAAGGGCGAGCUUGUGCUGGCCAUGUAUGAGCUCGCAAACUGCUUCCGCAACGGCUGGGGCAUCAAGAAAGAUCCCGCAGCUGCGAAGCAAUACUACGAGACGGCUGCCAACUUGGGUGACACAGAUGCAAUGAAUGAGGUAGCCUGGUGCUAUACCGAAGGUUUUGGUACGAAGAAGGAUAAGUUCAAAGCAGCUCAGUUCUUGCGCCUUGCGGAAUCCAAAGGGAACAAGACGUUAGGCAAUACUUGGUAA
This is a messenger RNA of Alternaria burnsii, 1065 nucleotides long. RefSeq lists its product as uncharacterized. The record is from RefSeq and is a predicted model, not a curated record. The transcript is spliced from 5 exons. Bases 1 to 1065 code for a protein of 354 amino acids. Gene Ontology annotation, molecular function: protein binding. NCBI's taxonomy places the organism in Eukaryota, Fungi, Ascomycota, Dothideomycetes, Pleosporales, Pleosporaceae.